CGGACGCAAUACGAACAAGAAUAGCCGUCAGUCAGAUUGUUCUUGACAUCAAGCCUUUUAAAAUCUUAUUAUAUUUCGUUUAACGUUCCUCUGUGUAAAACUCUGUGUUAUUAAAAUUCGUCUAUACAAUUCGAUUGAAUCAAUCGUUUCGAAUUUUAGGAUUUUUUUUUAUCAUAUGCUUAUAUUACGAUACACAAUUGAUAAGCAUGGCUAUAAUAUAGAUAACACUCGCAGUGGCGCUCGAUUACGCGAACUUCAUUUGCUGUAAACCUACUAGCUUAGUUCGUGUUUACAUGUCAGGCGUAUAUUUAGUGCUUGUUUUAGAGGCAACUGAACAGUGAUUGUGUUGAUACGUAUGAGUGAUGCGCCUGAACCGAUGCAAGUGUAGCGUUGGACCUAUUUUCGUAGCACGGAAAUAAGAGCGGCAAAAGGAGCAAAAAGCAUUCACUACCUAAAAACUUGAGGACGCAUACGUCUAUGCCGAGUGUAUUUUUGUCUGAUGUGAUCAAAUGUCUAUAAUAGUUAAGUGUAAAGUUGUAGUGUUCCAAAUUUGAAAAUGAAGAAGAGGACGAUAUCAAAAUUGAAAUCGAUAUUCGGCUCGAAGAAAGGCAAACGGCAACAAGAACAACAACAAUCCUUAAAGUCUUCCCGCUCGCCGUCCCCGGAUCUACACAGUCCGGCUUCCACCGGCAGCGAAUCGUUCCGGCCGAUACAACGGACUCCACCCCCAACUCGCGUUGGGCCGCCGCCUUCCCCUCCAGUUCCUACGAACCCGAUAGUUCCUGUCGCCCCCGAACCUUCUGGCCCUUUACCUCUGUCGCCAUGUCUUGUUUGCGGAAGAACGUUCGUGCCUCAGUCGCUAGCGAAACACGUCAAAAUAUGCGAGAAGAUGACCGUGAAAAAACGAAAAACCUUCGACUCCUCAAGACAACGACGUGAAGGCACGGACUUAGAACAAUACUUGCCAAAGAAUUUCGGUCUUCCAGAAAACAGUCCCUUCCUCGAGAAGAGUCCGCCGAACACUGCCAAAGCUGCGCCCAAACCUAAAAAUCAUUCUGUAAGAAGUGCUAUUAUGAAGCCCGCGGCCGACCUACAGAAGUGUCCGCAUUGCAAUCGGGCGUUCGGCCUGCGUGCGUUCGAGCGUCACGUGGAGUGGUGCGCAGACAAGGCAAAGAUCUUGCCGGCGGCGCCCGGGCAGCCUCCCCCUCAUAUUGCUGAUGCGAAGCAGAGGCUAAACGCUCGCACGCAGUAUAAAGCGCCCCCAGUUCGUGGCAGACGAUCCUCACAAACACGUGAAAAAUCAUCCAACAGUCGGUCCGCAUCAGUGGAAUCGACGCGCGGUAUCUCACCGCCUCGUGAGUACGGAGACUACAGGCACACUCGUACCAGAGCGUCAGAAUCCGUGUCCAGCAAUGACUACCACGAAGAAAAUACAGCGCACGUUCCAGUUAUUAGAAACUCAAGAAUUGGUCAAAAUAAUUCAUCAGGAGAUGCAAAUGUGAAAGCCAGACAAGCAAGACUUGCCAAAGACCUAAGCAGUUCCAGACCGAUCCAAGAAUCUGAUCCAUUCGAUAUCCAACAAACCAAUACAGACCUUAAUAUUAAAAAAGAUGAUACACAAAGUAAACCCAAAUCCAGAUUAAAUAUAAAAAAACGAGAACAACUAAAAAAACUCGAAGAAAUUGCUAACAAAUAUAGUGAAAAGAAACAAAAUGUACAAAAAGAUAAAUUAAAGAACGGAGCAAAGAGUUUAGAUAAAAAAGAUUCGAAAGAUCCAAAAAGUCAAAUUCCAAUACCAAGAAAAACAAAUCUAAUAAAAGAGAAGAAAGUAAUCGAAGCACAGGUGUUAGACAAAACGAAUAAUCUUAACUCAAUUGAAGCUGAAGACCAAGCUACUUCAUCGUCACUUUCCAGACAAAAUGCUAGUUCAUCAAAUGUUAAAAAUAAAGUAACAGCAAAAUACAAUAUUAAAAAAGAUUAUACAAAGAAAAUUAAAGAAAGUACGAUCAGUUUAGAUAGCCUCGAGAAUGGUUCAAUAAAUACGAAUAGAGACAAAAAUAGUCAAUCAGUAGGAAUAAAUACAGAACUUCUGUGUCCUUGUAUACCUUGUGUCAUAUAUGACAAUUCAGAACAUAACCCAGUGAAUAAAAAACGAAACAAAUCAUUAUCAAAAAAUAAAAUAAAACUAGUUAAAGUUGAUAAUUCAGAUUCGCCUGUAAAGUUGCUGUAUAAAAAUCCUAAAAUACUAAGUUUUUGCGAUGUUGAGAGCGAUAAAACUUGUAACGAAAAUAUUAACCAAUCAAACGAAAAUUUAUCGUUGGUGAAUCAAUCAAAUUUAACCUUAUGUAAAUCUUUUACCGAUGAUUCUUUAACUAAAAAUAAUUUAGAAAAGAAAAAGACUUGUGAAGAUAUAAAUAAAACUGUAUUUGACAUACAUUAUAUAAAUUAUAUAGAGCCGAACAAGAACUCUUCAAAUGAUAAUAUGGUAGACAGUAUAUCUAACCUAUCAGCAGAAAAUAUUGAAACUAAUUGUGAACACGAUCUAAGUGAGGGAAGUUUUGAAGACUCAUUUGAUAUUAAAAAAGAGGUUAGCGCAGAGGCUGAUACAGUUUUAGUUUGUCGUCAUAGUAGUGGUGAUACAUAUACAAAAUUCACGGAGGAUCCUGCUGAUUUAGAGGAAUUUCUGAGCAUAACGGAUAAAAUGAUUAAUAAUGAUAAAACACAACUCGAAACAAAUAACAUAGAAAAAUCUGUUCAAAAUAUUCAUACGCCACGAACAGAUUCGAUUGAAUCAAUGAAUAGAAAACUCUCUGAAAAUAGCACCAAAGAUACUAAUAAAACUGGGCCUGUUUUCUCAGACACUUUAGAAGAAUUAAAAAGUAACUUGAAAGAUCUUCUAAACGAAGCAGAUCAUGAAGCAGACAAUUUAACAAAAUACAAAGAAAUGAAUGAGUCUGAGUUUAAAAAAAAUGUAUGCGAUAUGGAGCACAUCACAGUAUAUGGACUUAAAUUUUAUGAAGAAAAACAGGCAGUUGAAAAUAAUUCAAUAGAAGAAAAACCUUCGGAAUUAAAGUUACCGUCAAUAAAUAAAACUAAUAAAUUUUCACAAAACGAUAAUGAUAAAAAUGUGCAUUGUAAUAUAUAUAAAGCAAAUAGAAACUCUAGAAUGUUAAAACAUAAGAAAAGAACAAACAGCGAAUAUCGAACAUUUAUCAUAAAAGAAAACCAAGAGGAUAUCUGUGAUGAAUCGCCACCGUUAAAGUUGCCUCGCAUCGAAAAUAAAAGCAGUAACAAUAUAGUAAGUGAUAAAAUUUUCCCAUCCUCUAUUAAACGUUCCACCUCCCUCCUUGACUCCAUUCAAAAGAAAACCGGAACUAAGUUAGAUAAUUCAAAAGGUCGUCACAAGACAGACCAACUUGAAGAUGAUCUGAUGCAAUCUUUAAAAGAUUUUGACAAAUUCUAUGAGUCCGAAAGAAUUGAAAAUCAAUCUUCGAAUAAAGAGGUUGUCAAUAACAAUAAGAUCAUAUAUAAUGAUAAGUCAAAGAAAGAAUUUCGUCGAAAAGUGGACCACAAACCUAACAAACAUGAAACUAACCACAACGGAAACUACACACCAAAUGGAAAAUCAACCAAUGAUUCAGCAUAUAGCAGGUUAGUCAGCCUAAAUAGAAUAUCCCCGUCAAAGUUAUCUUUGUGUAAUGUAAAAGAGCAGAACGGAGUCACGUCUCUUGAACCUGUUGGUUCCGAUUCAAACAGUAGCCACAAAGAUGAUGUCCGCUCAAUUUCUAGUGAAGAAUUUUUAGCAAUGGAACGGUCAGCUGAGCUUGAUGGGCCGAUACCGCGUACUGAAACACACAAGGAACUAGAGACCCCUGCAAUUAACGAUAAAAAAGUUAGCUCCCGGGCGUCUUCUAGGCACAGUCCUACAUGGAGACCACGGCAUGAGACCCUGAGCUCCAGUGGAUCUGAAACAUCUCUGCACCGACAACGUAGAGACUCCAUCCCCGCACCGCGUCUCUCACGCUUCUGUCACGAGUGCGGGAAUAAAUUUCCCGUAGAGACGGCCAAAUUUUGUAUCGAAUGUGGUGUCAAAAGACUUGUAGUGUAAUCAAAGUUAUGGUGUAGAUGAGCGAUUUCUAGUCUAAAUAAUUGUUU
Vanessa tameamea is the source of this 4155-nucleotide messenger RNA. RefSeq lists its product as uncharacterized. NCBI's taxonomy places the organism in Eukaryota, Metazoa, Arthropoda, Insecta, Lepidoptera, Nymphalidae. Bases 557 to 4108 code for a protein of 1183 amino acids. The record is from RefSeq and is a predicted model, not a curated record. The transcript is spliced from 10 exons.